Molecule: messenger RNA, 2990 nt
Organism: Coregonus sp. 'balchen'
Lineage: Eukaryota; Metazoa; Chordata; Actinopteri; Salmoniformes; Salmonidae
Source: the annotation of a GenBank genome assembly
AACCAGUAAAGUAGGUUAAAAUAUCAUUUUAUUCAACAUUCUUGCUUGUAGAAGUCGUGACAGCAAACGUUCCUUAUUCAAACGCAAAUUUCUGCCCGACGUAGAAUUCAAUGCAAUUCAUCUUCGGGUUUCCAGGUAGGCUAAGGGUGGGGCAUAGGCUACUAUUAUAAAUUACAGCGUUCGACUUUACACUUCCUGUUUCACUGUACGCUGGAUACGAACACAUCACACAAUGGCGACUAAUGAAUGGAAAAAAAGAUGCGAGACAGAGUGGAAUAUCAAAGACAUUUCGCUGCCCGACAGUGUGGAUUGGAAGUUCGUCUACGAAGCGAAGCCGUUCGGUCGAAAUUUGUUGAGGAAUCCUGCGCCUCACGGUAGUUACGUCACAAUAUGUCGAUUUGUAUUGAUAGUGGUGUAUGUUUACUGCAGCUGUGGUGUUAGGUUUCACCGGAAUAAAAAUUAAAAGUUGUAAAGCUAAUAUCAUUGAUCUGGCAUAGUACCUUAGUCUAUGUUAGACAUAUCGGAGGCAAGGUUUGCCAUAGGGGGCAAGGGUUUUGAAAAACUCAAUGGUACAUAUUACGUUUUCAGGAACACUACAACAUAGAGAAAGUAGUGUAGUGUUUGAACAUCAAUCGUUGGUUUUCUUUUGUUUAAAACAGGUUUAGACUAGAGAGUAGGUCAGUGGUAUUCAAACUUUUUCAGCGAGGACCCCAUUUUUUUCCGCAAGAAUUUCUCGCGACCCCACUCCAAAUCUAAUGACACAACUUUAAAAUCGGUGAAUGUCGAUUUUUACAUCAACAAAUCCCCUUAAAUUCAUUGCAUUUUCAUCUCUUAUCAAAAUGAAAAGAAACCAAUAAAUACAUUUACUCAGUGAAAUUGUGUUUUUCAAAAACGUUUGUAUAUUGUCCCAUACAAUAAUCUGUACUCUUAAUCUUUUGUUAAAUUUGUAUAAAUAUGGGUGUAAAUGCAGUUGCCAGUGGGGUCACGACCCCGACUUUGAAUACUACUGCUGUAGGUUAAAGUCCUUGGUUGUUAUAUUGACUCUGUCUUUCUCCUUCCCCACCCAGGUGUGAGUCAGGACUCCCCUCCUCCCGAGCGUGAACUGACAGGGUUUCCUCCAGAAGGACCUCCUCGCUCUGAACCAGAGGGUACAUACUUACAGUAUACAAGAACAAAAUGUUGGCUAUUAUUUCCAUUUAUAAGACCAUAAAGCAAUAGAGGGGUAGACCUAAUUGAUUUCUAACAUGAAGUGAAAUUCCUUUCAUGAUUCAUAUCUUUCAAUCUAUAGGUGACUAUACCGGCUGGACCACCAGCAGAGAGGACCUUGGUUAUGACGCCAGCGGCGUACCACCGGGUGUCACCAUCUGUUACCUGCCUAACUACAGGUGACGUGAGCGACAACUAACUGUCACCUUUGUUCAAAUGAGCUACCCCUCCUUACCUUGUCAUGGGCCUCACUAUCAGUCAAGCUAGUCGUAUAACCACUCCCUCUAAAGGCACAUUCGUGCCUUAAUUCACAAUUAGUUAAAAUCACACUAUGCACACCAAUGAUGUAGUUGGAAACACUUAUCUUCAUCUAUCUUUUUUACUACAAAACAUAGAAACGUGCAAUUUUACACGUUGAUGUUGGGGUGGUGCUGGAGAUGAUGAAUAUGAAGUUAAAAAAUUGUGACAUUUCUCUUUAAGCCUUGCCCAGAGUUAAACACAUUCUCAUUGGAGAUUCUUAAUUGAAAGAGCUUUUUAGUCCAAGACUAGUCUUAAUCUGGGUGCGGCCAGUAAACCAGACCUAAAUGCUUUAAGUCUUAUCAGAGGCGGUGAUAGAAAGAUACUGAAUUAUCUCUGACUGGUGCUGUGUUUCUGUGUUCUCAGCUGGUUUACCUUGGAGCAGAGAGUGGACCUGAAGGCUGAGGGAGUAUGGGACGAGCUGUUGGAUGGUUUCCAACCUGACAUCGUCAUCAAAGACUGGUGGGUUUCAACCUGACAUAGCCUAAGCAUGCAUUCAUGACUCAUGUUACAUUACUAUGCGUCUAUGUCAACAUCACAACUUGGGACUCCAAUAAUGUUGCAAUCAGUGUAGUGUUUCACUACCUCUAUCCAGAACCACAACAUUAUGCAACAAACACUGUUAGAUCGGCUCUUCUUGUAUUCAUAUUUUCGUUCUUCAUACAUAGGAACAGUUUUUGACCUUUGACCCCUGUAGGUAUGAGGAGAGCCAACUGCACGAGUCCAUCUACCAGCUGCGGGUCAGAUUGCUGGGAGCAGAUGGACAGACAGUCAUCUCAGAACACACCGUGAGCCCCACUGAGGAGCUUAGUGAAUACUCCCACAACUGGAAAGAGGUGGGGCCUAGACAUGUUUUGUUAUGAGUUUCUAUUAUACAUAUUAGCUUGAAAGACUGAUUUUGUUUGAUCAUUUUAUAUACUUAUUUGUGCAGUAAGUCAUUUUCUAACUGUCUGUCUAUGUAGGUGUCCCAUGUGUUCUCAGGCUACGGGCCUGGGGUGAGGUAUGUCCACUUCCUCCAUAGACUGAAGAACAAGUUCAUGGUGGAGUUCUUCCCCACCCUGGUCACAGGAAGUACUGUCCUUGUCAAGCCAAGCAAAUUCAGCCAAUAGAAAACUUUCUGAAGGACCACAAUGGAUACUUUGGGAAGUGAUAUCCACAUUAGACCAUGCGUCCAAUGUCCAUAUUUACAGUCAUUGGUAGUGGAAAUUUAGAUCAUAUAUUGGGUUAAUUUUACAUUCUACAUUACAAAGUACUUUUUAAAAUAAAAAAAUAAACCAUCUUUAAAAUGAAAAACAUUGAUAUUCUUGUUGAGAACCUUCAUAUUCUCAUGGAAAUGAGUCAAGCAUUUUGAUUACACUUCAUUUGACAUCUUUCAGUCUGCCAUUUACAAAUAGACCUACAUGAGCAGUGAGGACCAAUCUUCAAACAGCUGUAUUAUAUAGCGCUAAUAGGCUCAAAUGCAACUACAUUUUACAUCAUUUAGCAGA